This is a messenger RNA of Vicia villosa (hairy vetch), 1081 nucleotides long. RefSeq lists its product as uncharacterized. Lineage: Eukaryota; Viridiplantae; Streptophyta; Magnoliopsida; Fabales; Fabaceae. The record is from RefSeq and is a predicted model, not a curated record. The transcript has 3 exons. Bases 542 to 1081 code for a protein of 179 amino acids.
GAAACACAAAGCUGUUACCCCUUCAAGAAAAGGGAAAAAGGCAAGUCCUUCAAAAGCUGCUUCUCCUGGCAAUAAGGCGUCUUCUGAAGAGUCUCCUUUGAAGACUGCCAGCAAUGCUCUUGUUUUGGAAAGUCAUAACUCAAGCCCAGACAAUAAUCCACCCAAGGAUGAUGCUGGCACUGCUACUUCUGGUUUCAAAGACCCUGGCCUCACCAUUGAUGUUGAUAAACUUUAUGGUAAUUGUUAAAUUUCAUCUUUCGUCAAUUAAAACUUUCGAAGGCUUAACCUCACGAUUAACUUGGCUUCGUUCGAAACAGAUACUUCUCAAGCUAGAACCCAUGUUCUCUCACCAGUCUUCGAAGACGUUAGGCCAAUUGCCACUAUAUUGUCUAAUGAGCCAAUCGAAGAAAGCCAAUCUACUGACGAAUCCCCACCUACUCAUCAAGGCAAAGAUUUGGAAGAGGAUCAUCCGUUCUCCGGCAGCGACAAUGUGAACCAGCAAUCACAUGGCAACGAAGAUUCUGCAUCGGAGAAAGAUGCCAUGGAGGAGAUUUCUCAACCAGAAAGACCAAUCUCUCAAGGAACUUCGACUCCCGAUGUAGAAACUAUUCCUGAGACAACUUCGACGCCUGCCCCUACGAAGCCUACUCCUUCGGAGCUUGAACAACUUAAACAAACUGAUCCUCUUGGGUUCCUAAGGGCUAUCAUGAAUGUGAAUACUUCUUCACUUUCGGAGCCUGAUGUCUCUCCAGCUGUAACUGCAGAUUCUAGUGACAAGGAAGAUACUCCUAAUCUUCUUCGACAGAUAAAAGAGAGAUUCUUUGGGGUUAAUCUUGUAGAUGUUCUCAACCGGGACCCUGUUAAAAGCUGCAACUUAAAUCAACUUUUAAAGAAAGUAGAUUUGCUUCAAGUUUCCCCAGAAGUCUCAGAGAUGAUUGUUCUGCUAGGCUCUCUCCUUGAACAACUCCAAGCUAACAUUCUUCGAAAGCAAAAUGUCGAGAAAGAAUUAUCUGAGAUACUCCGUAGGAAGCUGCAAAGAGGAGUUGGAUCGUCAUCUGAAGUGUUCCCUUCUAGUUUUUAG